AUGUCCCUCGUCUUCCGCCGCGGAAUAGCUUCAAUGGCUUCUUUAAAAAAGGCCUCCAAGGUUGUAUGCAUUGGGCGGAAUUAUGCAGACCACAUUACCGAAUUGAACAGUGCAAAGCCCAAACAACCAUUCUUCUUCCUGAAGCCCGCGUCUGCAAUCCUCCCCCCAGGCGCUGGACCAAUCAUAAGGCCAAGGGGUGUGGAUUUACACUAUGAAGUCGAGCUGGCUUUGAUUCUGGGCAAGCGGGUUAAGGAUCUUGAGGCUGAUGAUGAGAAGGGGGCUUUGGAUGCUAUCGAGAGCUAUGCUCUAAGCAUCGACAUGACUGCCCGCAACGCCCAGAACGAAGCUAAGAAGAAGGGUCUACCAUGGUCUAUUGCAAAGGGCUUUGAUACCUUCCUUCCAGUCAGCGAGAUUAUUGCGAAAUCUGCGAUUCCGGAUCCGCAUAAAGUCGAGCUAUACCUCAAUAUCAAUGGUAAAUCGAGACAGGCGGAUUCGACGGAGUUGAUGCUGUUCCGGAUCCCUAGGAUCUUGAGUGAUAUCUCGAAGGUUAUGACGCUGGAGAAGGGAGAUAUUAUAUUGACUGGGACACCGAAGGGUGUUGGGUCUGUUGUGCCGGGAGAUGUGAUAAAGGCUGGAUUGAAAGUUGGAGGCAAGGAGUUGGAAGAGGCGAAGAUUGACGUGAUGGUUGAGGAGUCCACGAGUACAUAUGAGUUUAAGGAGACAUAG
This is a messenger RNA of Lachnellula hyalina, 726 nucleotides long. Its product is annotated as putative hydrolase. Lineage: Eukaryota; Fungi; Ascomycota; Leotiomycetes; Helotiales; Lachnaceae. Bases 1 to 726 code for a protein of 241 amino acids. Gene Ontology annotation, molecular function: acetylpyruvate hydrolase activity. The record is from RefSeq and is a predicted model, not a curated record. The transcript has 3 exons. Gene Ontology annotation, cellular component: mitochondrion.